Brachypodium distachyon (stiff brome) is the source of this 2420-nucleotide messenger RNA. Its product is annotated as putative disease resistance protein RGA3. The record is from RefSeq and is a predicted model, not a curated record. Bases 653 to 1678 code for a protein of 341 amino acids. The transcript has a single exon. Lineage: Eukaryota; Viridiplantae; Streptophyta; Magnoliopsida; Poales; Poaceae.
CAUAUAAAUAUUUCACCAAACACACAUAUUUUCAUUAUAUGUAUGUCAUUUUUUCUAAGAUCUACAAAUAUUCAGGUUGACGAAAUUUCACUUUUCGGUUUUUUCGAAAUUGUUAAUGUUCAUGCACAUCAAAAUUACACAUAUUAUUUUGUUGCAUAGGUGUUAUGAAUGAUAAAUUGUUUUGUCUUACAAUAUUCAUAUUUAUUUUACAUUAAAUCAUAUUAUUAUCAUUUGUUUCUAAAAUCAUAUCCAGACGUGCAUAUAGAAUUUUUCGCGGCAACGCGGGUAAUCACCUGCUAUAUGUAUAUCAGUGUAACCAUAGUUGUGCAGAUGCCAUCCAUUGCUCGUCAGGGAAAGCAAUCAAUGUCCUUCUCUCUGAAUGUGUACCAAGCUUCUGGGUUUGGCCUAUGUUCUGAACGAGUUCCAGAGUUUCACUUCUCGCAGUCACUUUCGGUUGUGAGCUGCAAGGCGCGGAGGAAAGUGACAAUCGGCCUGUACAUGGAAGUCGUCGGUCAGAAGGAACCGAGAAGCAAUCCCCAUCAGUCUCCACCAUCAUGAGACUGAACUGAACUGAAGUCUAACUUUAGUCGUUCGUUCUCUUAUAAAAUUUUGAACAUCUCGAGCGUGUGUGGUUCAGAUUGAUCGAAUCAAGAUGGAGUUCGCCAGGGACGUGGUUCUUCCGGCGGCUCUGUCGGAGCUUCUCUCCAGGCUCUUCUCCUUGGCGCUCACCAAUUUCUCUUGGCUGGCUACCGGCAACGGCGGGGCAGAGGACGCGCACCGGCGCAGGCUCGAGCGGCUCUUGGCGAGCAUCGGCAGCACGGUGGAGGAAGCCGAGGGCCGGCACAUCACCAACGACCACCUCCUCUCCCAACUCAAGGUGCUCUCCGACGGCAUGUACCGUGGCCGCUUCGCCCUCGAAGCCACGGGUGCCGACGCCGACGCGGACUGUCGACAGCGAACCGGCGCGCUGCCUUCGCCGUUCAACAGCGCCAAGCGUCUACGCCUCAUCUUCGGCCGCCGCCGGGACAGUAAGCACGGCGAAGACAAAGACAAACUCGCCGCGGCGGCAAUCGAGGAUCUGGAGAGCCUGACGCGGGACUGCAUGAGGGAGUUCGUCAGCCUGGUGCAGGGCUACCCGCGACGACGGGUGCUCCGGCCCGUGGCCACAACGCUGUACAUGGACCGGCGCGUCUUCGGGCGGCACGUCGAGACGGAGCGCGUGGUCAACUUCCUGCUGCGGCCGGCCUCCGGUGCGCCGUGCCUAAGCGUGCUCCCCAUAAUCGGCUGGGUCAAGUCGGGGAAGACCACGCUCGUGAAGCACGCCUGCCAGGACGAGCGCGUGCGCGGCCACUUCUCCCUCGUCGAGUCCUUCCAGGCGGACCGAGUCGUCAGGAAUGGCGGGCGCCCGGGCCAGACCGUCUGGGCCAGCGACGGCGCCGAGUACCUCGCCGGCUUGCGCACAAUCCUAUCAGAUGAAAGGUUCUCGGCGCGGCGAUCCGUGCUCAUCUUCGAGGACGCCUGGCCCAUGGACGCGUCGGCAUGGAGCGCGCUCGCCGCGUCGCCUGCCGCCUGCAGCUUGGCAGCCGGGAGCAAGCUCCUGCUCACGAGCCGCGACGCCGACCACGCGUCAAUCGGGACAGAGGAGGCCGUGCUUCUCCGCCCGCUGCCGCAGGAGUAGUACUGGUACUACUUCAAGGCGCUGGCGUUCGGCGGCACGAACCCCGCCCAGCACCCGAGGAUGGCGGCCAUGGCCAAGGAGAUGGCGCGGCAGCUGGGCGGGACGUUCUUGGGCGCGAGGAUGGUGGGCGAGCUGCUCAGCUCCAAAUUCGACGCCCGGUUCUGGCGCCGCAUGACGGAAGCCAUAGUCAGGUGCUCCGGGAGGCGGCCCGUCCAUGUCAACUUCCUGCUUGAGCUCCUGUCCUCGUCCUGUGGGACGCUGCAACUGCAGUCGUAUGGCUCCUGCAACAGCCCUCCCAGGCUGACUCUUCGUGACGCCUUGUGUAACGAUGCCGAAGGGGCUGGUAUCACCGGCGGGCAUUCGGAGAGUGAGGAUGGGUUUACUACCAUCCAUCUCUGCAGGGAGACCCUGUACUUGGAUCAUUGGUAUACCAUCACUCUUGCCCGGAAGUAGUGAGGAUGCAAGUGUGCGCCGCAGUUUAUAGGGUUACGGCUGAGUUUUAUGCGCAUGGAGCAAUUGGUCAUCCGAACAAAGAUUUGAGAGAAGGUAUCAAGGACCAAGAUUCGGAGAUAGGACACUCCAGCAAGUUCACUAGACACGCACGUUUUCAAUUCUUUUGCUACCAUACUGAUUUGUUGCCUCUUGCUUGUAACUUGAUACUAUUAAGUAAGUUGUGUAAAAACCAUAGCUUGUAUGGUCGUUGGUGUGCAAAUCCCCAAAUACGACAUCAUCUAUGUUGGAA